Diospyros lotus (date-plum) is the source of this 3612-nucleotide messenger RNA. RefSeq names its product nuclear pore complex protein NUP96. Gene Ontology annotation, cellular component: nuclear pore. The transcript has 6 exons. Gene Ontology annotation, biological process: nucleocytoplasmic transport. Gene Ontology annotation, molecular function: structural constituent of nuclear pore. The coding region runs from base 256 to 3393 and encodes 1045 amino acids. The record is from RefSeq and is a predicted model, not a curated record. NCBI's taxonomy places the organism in Eukaryota, Viridiplantae, Streptophyta, Magnoliopsida, Ericales, Ebenaceae.
AAUUAAUCCGAAAAAACUUGAACCAAACCGGUCUGGUUCUUGGUCUUGACCCUAGAAGAAGGCCUGCUUCUCCUCACUCCUCUCCCGCUCAGACGCACACCGCUCCGGUGAGGGGCCUGGGACUUUUCUCCAACCGACACCGGCAAGCAAUCAGCGGCUGGAAGCAGCUCCGACGCCGGAAUUCUCUUGCGUUCACCGGGGAUCUUCUGUAAGCUUCAUAGUGGUUCAAAAGACAUUGUUUUGAAAUACUUGAGAAUGGACUUUGAAGUAGAACUGUCUCGCUUCAAACUUGUUUGUCAAUCGCCAAGCAAGAGAAGGAGAACUUCUCCAACCAACAUCAGUUCUUCUUCAUCGUGUCAGGUUUUGAGUGAGAUCUGUGCUUCCUUGCCGACUUUAAAGUCAUCUGAUUUUUUCACCAAACCUUCCUUGAUAGAGUUGGCCACUAGAGAGCUCAUUAAUCCAGGAUAUUGCUGUCAGGUUAAAGAUUUUACAGUUGGAAGGGUUGGUUAUGGAUGUGUCAAAUUUAUGGGGGAAACUGAUGUUAGACAGUUAUGUUUAGAUCAAAUUAUUAAGUUCAAUAGGCAUGAAGUAGUUGUGUACGAGGAUGAAAGUACCAAGCCUGUAAUUGGUCAGGGCCUUAACAAGCUGGCUGAAGUGACAUUGGUGGUGCAAAUAAGAUCAAUAACUGACUAUGGUGAGGACCGAUUAAGAGAAGUGGCAAGGAAAUUGAAGCUCAGCACGGAGAGACAGGGUGCAUACUUCAUUUCAUUUGAUCCAUCAAAUGGUGAAUGGAAAUUCUUGGUUCACCAUUUUAGCAGAUUUGGUUUGACUGAGGAUGAUGAGGAAGAUAUCACAAUGGAAGACAUGACUGAAGAAGUGCAAGAUCCCAUCGAGAUGAAUGGUGGUGCAGUUUCAGAUAUUGAUGAAGAACCUGCUAUAGCAGAUCCAACUCUGCUGUCACAUUCUCUUCCUGCUCAUCUUGGGCUUGAUCCUGUCAGGAUGAAAGAAAUGCGAAUGCUGAUGUUUCCUGCAGAGGAAGAUGAGGCUGAGGAUUCAAAUGGAAGGUUUUCACAUCGGAAGGUACCAUACAAUAAAGAAAACAUGAGAUCUCCAUUACAGAAAUCUGCUCAAAAGAUGAUCCAUGGGUCCAGUCCCACUGUGAUACAAAAAAAGCCUCUAGCUUUGCUUGAGUACAACCCUCGCAAUUUGGAUCUGAGUUCUCCAGGAAACAUUUUAAUGACUCAACAAAAUAAAGGUCUCUAUCUGAAGACAACAAAAAGGGAUGGUUUUAAGCUGGACCUCAAGCAUGAAACACCAAUUACUGGAAGUCACUCUCACAAUGUUGUUGAUGCAGCAUUGUUCAUGGGCAGGUCAUUUCGUGUAGGCUGGGGUCCUAAUGGUGUACUUGUCCACACUGGUGCACCUGUUGGCAGCAGUGAUCCUCAGAGGAUGUUAUCUUCCGUAAUCAAUUUGGAAAAGGUUGCAAUUGACAAAGUUGCCAGAGAUGUAGAUAACAAAGUUAGAGAAGAACUUGUUGAUUUAUGUUUUGGUUCUGCGCUAAAUCUUCACAAGGAGAUAAACCAUGAAACAGAAGAAAUCAACGUUGGCUCCUUCAAGAUAAAGCUUUUAAAAGUUGUUUCUAACCGAUUAAUGCUUUCUGAAAUUUGUCGGAGCUAUAUAGGAAUUAUUGAAAAGCAGUUAGAGGUUCCUGGAUUAUCUUCUUCUGCUCCUGUGGUUUUCAUGCACCAAGCAAUGGUCUGGGAAUUAAUAAAGGUUCUUUUUUCUGCUAGGGAAAUAUGUGGACAAUCAAAGUCUGUGGAAGCUGACAAUGUGGAAGACAUGAUGCAUGAUAAGAAGGAAGGUUCUCCUGAAGAAGACUUAGAAGCACUUCCAUUAAUUCGGAGAGCAGAGUUUAGUUGUUGGUUGCAAGAGAGUGUUUGCCAUCGUGUGCAAGGAGAAGUAAGCUCUUUGACUGAGUUGAAUGAUUUAGAACACAUGUUCUUACUCUUAACUGGACGUCAGCUGGAUACGGCUGUGGAAUUGGCUGCUUCUAGAGGUGAUGUGAGACUGGCAUGUCUGUUGAGUCAGGCUGGUGGAUCCACUGUGAAUCGCAGCGAUAUUGAUCGGCAGCUUGAUCUUUGGAGGGUCAAUGGGCUGGAUUUCAAUUUUAUUGAGAGGGAUAGAGUAAGGCUCUAUGAAUUACUUGCCGGUAAUAUUCAAGGUGCUUUGCAAGGCAUCAAAGUUGAUUGGAAAAGGUUCCUAGGUUUGUUGAUGUGGUAUCAACUCUCUCCCGACUCUUCAUUGCCCAUUGUGUUUCGUACUUAUCAACAGCUCCUUGAUGCUGGAAGGGCUCCAUAUCCCCUUCCAGUUUACAUUGAUGAAGGACCAGUUGAGGAGGCUGUCAAUUGUUUUAAGGAGGAGCAUUUUGACCUAGCAUAUUACCUUAUGCUUCUCCAUGCAAAUGAAGAAGUUGAAUUUGGUUAUCUAAAGAAAAUGUUUAGUGCUUGUUCUUCAACUUAUGAUCCAUUUGACUAUCAUAUGAUCUGGCAUCAGCGAGCAGUUUUAGAAGCAGUUGGUAUUUUCCAGUCUAAUGAUCUGCAUGUUCUCGACAUGGGACUUGUUUCCCAGCUUCUCUGUCUAGGACAAUGUCACUGGGCUAUCUAUGUGGUGCUUCAUAUGCCCUACCGUGAUGAUUUUCCAUAUCUCCAGGCAACUGUUAUUAGGGAAAUCUUGUUCCAGUACUGUGAAGCCUGGACUACACAAGAGCAACAGCGUCAGUUUAUUGAGGACUUGGGCAUUCCUUUAGCAUGGUUGCAUGAGGCAAUGGCUGUGUAUUUCAAUUACUAUGGGGAUUCUCCAAAGGCCCUUGAGCACUUUCUUGAAUGUGGAAAUUGGCAAAGGGCACACUCAAUUUUCAUCACUUCAGUUGCUCAUUCCUUGUUCCUGUCAGCCAAACACUCAGAGAUAUGGAGGCUUGCAACUUCCAUGGAGAAGCACAAGUCAGAAAUAGAAGAUUGGGACUUGGGAGCUCAAAUUUAUAUUUCAUUUUAUGAAUUAAGAAAUUCCUUACAGGAAGAUAACAAUACAAUCAGUGAAAUGGAUACUCUUAAGAGCAAAAAUGAAGCUUGUAGAGACUUCUUUAGUCAAUUAAAUGGGUGUUUGGGUGUUUGGGGCAGCAGAUUACCAGUUGAUGCGAGGGUGGCAUAUUCGAAGAUGUCGGAGGAGAUCAGCUACUUGCUACUUUCCGACAGUGGUGAGGGUUCGACACGCGAGACUCAGUUAAGCUGCUACGACACGAUUUUUAGUUCGCCCAUGCCCGAAGAUCUUAGGUCGUGUCAUUUACAGGACGCAGUGUCAUUGUUUACAUGUUAUCUCUCAGAGGCAACCUCGUAAGCCUUUCUCUUCCCCUCAUAUUAUUAGAACAAUAGACGUUUCAUAAUUGUCAUAGUAAGUAAAAGCCCAGUUACCAGAGUGUGCUUGCUUGUGUUAUAGUGCAGAAACCGAGUUGUACUGUAUCGGCAUUUUCCUUGUUAUGUUCAGCUUAAUUUCGUAUUUUAUCUUUGUAAUUCUGGAAGCUAAAAUGAAGCAAGGGAUCCAUCGUUUUAUUUACCA